Molecule: messenger RNA, 1579 nt
Organism: Musa acuminata subsp. malaccensis (wild Malaysian banana)
Lineage: Eukaryota; Viridiplantae; Streptophyta; Magnoliopsida; Zingiberales; Musaceae
Product: pathogenesis-related genes transcriptional activator PTI6-like
Biological process (GO): regulation of DNA-templated transcription
Molecular function (GO): DNA binding; DNA-binding transcription factor activity
Source: RefSeq, a predicted model, not a curated record
GCCCUCCUCCUCCCGGGGUUUUAGAGAGGACAGGAGCGAGCGAGAGGUUGGAUUUAUGUCGUCUGGUUCCUUCCGUCUAUCGUCGCUCCGUCCCGGAAAGAUCGAAGCUUUGGAUCAGCAGUGCUUUGCCUCUUGUACCAUCGGUGGUCUCGCCUUUUUGCUCCUCCUCCUCCUCUUCCCACGUCUCAUCUUCUAUCCGCAUGCGACAGAGGCCGGAGGGAUCCAAGAAGACGGAUUCGAUGCGAUAUAUCCGGGUUGGGUUUGGAGUGAAGUAUUUUGGAUUUCAGCAUAUAAAGCGGUGCUAUUACCUUGACAUCAUCUCUAGAGGAGACUUCACUUGACGGAGAGAUCAAAACCACCUACUUUUUUUUUUUUUUGCUUAAUUUUCUUUCGGUUUUGUUCCUUUUUUGUUUUGGGUGUUGGGAAGAGAAGCAAAGUGCUGGAGCUGCAGCGUGGAAUGAAGCAGGAUAAGAUGGGGAAGAGGAGGAGGGGGUUAAAGCAGCUCCAACGAUCCGAUUCUACUCCCAGGAUCGAAUCCAAACAGUUGAUGCGAAGAAUCCGCAUCGUUUUCGAUGAUCCUGACGCCACUGAUUCGAGCGAUUGCGAGGGGACGAACUCCCCCCGCGGGAAGAGGGCGAUUCACGAGUUCCCGUUGCCUCCCCCUUUCCCUCUUCCCCUGGCGCAGGCCUCGUCGCAGGAGAGCACCGGGCGUAACUCAAAAGCCCUUCGGAAACCCAAGGACAGAUGUCUCGGCUCUGUCACCUCGUCUUCGACCGCUUCCUCCCUCACCAAGUUUAAGGGAGUCAGGCGGCGGCCGUGGGGGAAAUGGGCGGCCGAGAUCCGCGACCCCAUCCGCGGCGCCCGCCGCUGGCUCGGCACCUACGACACCGCGGAGGCCGCCGCCGCCGCCUACGCUGCCGCCGCUCUCGUCUUCCAGGCUGAGAAGAAGGGCCUCUCCUCCGUCGCGUCAUCCAACUCCUCGACCACAACCAUCACCGCCGCCGCCUGCGCCUCGGUGCGCUCCGACGCCGUGGAAGUGGCGGCCCCGGCCUCCCCCUACUCCGUACUGGACGUCCCUAUCUCCGGCGUCGUGGAUCCGCCGGCAAAAACUACAACGGCGGUGGAAGUGGAGGAGCAGUCCAUUGCAGAGCUGUUCGAGGGGCAAGGGCCGCCCCUUCCUUGCCCGAUGGAGGCGGAGUUCGGAUUCGGGUUCGAUCCGUUCCUCAUGUGCAAUUUCGGGUCGGAUCUUUAUGCUAACGAGUUGGUUCCCCUGGCGGAUCUCCCCAUAGACGACGAGAUCGACGACGGAGAUUUCCCCAGCCUUGACGUCAUCGAGCGGUGGAUGGACUUUGACUUCUAGUUGACUGGAAAUUUUUGCAGCUCAUUCAUCACCCCCAUUUAAGUUACUACUUGUGGAAUGAAUGAGAGUCAGUUCGGUGAGUGUGGUAGGAAUUAGCAGUAGAAGAAGAAGAAGAGGCGUUUGAGAGGAGGGUCCAUUUUGCAGCGUUCCUCGUUUGGUUUGUUCAUCUGGCGCUCUAAGAGCCGCCCCUUAGUGAAUGAGACGCUUGUCCUUAGCUCU